CAGAAUUUGAUGUAUUUUUCUGAAAUAAUGUAACUGGAUUGAAAUGAGAGAAAAAGAAAAACAACGAAAUUUAAUCAGCUUUCUAGAUUACGGCGUCUAAAAAUAAAUUGAAUUAAAGUUUCAAAAAGUUAUGUAUAUAGUUGUAGCAAGGUGGAGUAAUAACAUGCAGGGUUUGAUCAAUGAAAUCGGAGAAAGUUCGGAGUAAUAAACAGUUACGGAGAACCAGGACGGAGAGAACUCCGGGUUCUGUAGAACUAGAGAACUGUGGGUUUAGGAGAACUACAGGAGAGAGUGAAACAAUAGAUAUCUGUGUUCAGUACAACCAGGAUAGAGAUUAAAAAUAGAGAUUAGGAGAUUUGAGAGGUCACGUAGAAAGUAAAACAAGAGAACUUCGGAUUCAGUUGAACCAGGAUAGGGAGUAAAACUAGUGAACUCCAGGUUCAGUUAAACCAGGAUAGGGAGUCAAACUAGAUAACUCCGGGUUAAGGAGAACCUAAGAAUCUCAUAGAACCAAGGUAAAGAUUGGGACUAGAGAUCUAUGAGCUCAGCUGAACAAGAAUAGAGAUGCAACUAUAGAAUACGGCAGGAUAAUGAUCAUCCAGGAUUAUAUGAUGAGGAAGUUUACGUUGAAUAGAACAAGGUUGGAGUCAAGAUUGGAGAGAAGUCGGAGAAUUUAGAAGAUUGCAGUUUCUAAUAGGAGUCAAACGAACUCUAUAUCUUCUCAACCGGUUUAUUUGAGACAGGGGCCAAAAUGGUUUUGUAUUUAUUAUACAUUUUAUUUUAAACAAUAAAUAAGUUUGAUAAAAUGACGUUAAGUAUGCGCAGAUCUAGAGCAAAAAUAUCAACACUUACACAAAAUAAGUGUUGGGAAGUUCACGGAGAAGAAGAUGAAUUUCGUCCCAGAGCUAGAAGUCAGAGCAAAGAUCAAAACAAUUAUACUUCAUCAAGAUCUCUGCAAAGAUCUAAAUCUUGGAAAAGGAUUCCUUCCCCUUCCUCCAGUUCAAGAGCAUUUACAUCUUCUCCUACUGGGAGAGAAGGUUUCUCUCACCAGCUUGAUUCGUCUUACUCGUCUAGAUCUAAUGUAAGCCUGGAGAAACACAACCUUCGUCCUGUUCAUCCUGAACCUAGAGCUCAUACUCGUCUUAAACCCGGAGUUCUCCACAUCCCUCCACUCCGUCCUAAGCCUGGAGCUGAGGUGGACCAGGUUCUAAUUUACCUAGAGAAAAUGCAGCAGUACAUCACUGAUCUUAAAUAUAAUCAUGGUAGGUUGAAUGGAACUAUGCAGCAGUACAUCACUGAUCUUAAAUAUAAUCAUGAUGAUGUUCCUCUGAAAAUCCAAGCUCAAGCAAGCAUGAUUACUCACUACAACUCAGCUAAGAGAAUGAUACGUGAAGGUCAACCUAUCAAAUGUAUGGAUGCAAUCAUCCUUGGUAUUCAUCUAACAACAGGCAUUCAAGGACUGGGACGCUUUCCAAUCAACUUUAAAUCUGAAAUUCAUGACAAAGCCUUCAAACCUGGGAGGAAGUACUAUUACCACGUGGUUCUGGGUUUACUGUACAAAGGAAAGUUUGGAGCAGUUGGUUUAUCUAGAAAAUCUACACUAAUGGAUAAACCUCUGAUUUAUUCUUCCCUGUUUGAUCUCAUUCUGGAGUAUCAGAGAUCGUAUACUGAAUGUAAACAUACUCUCCUCAUGGUGAGGGUUGGAGAUAUUAUUUCACAUCUUCAGUUCUCCGUGUCCCCUAUUCCUUGGAGAGGGUUGUUGGUGAAGACGGAUAACCAGGAUAGUUUCUCCAGAGAGAAAGUUGGCAAGUAUGGACGAUAUCUUAAGAGUUUAACCAAACUUCAGGACGUGAAACCAAAAGAAGCCUGGGUUGGUUCAUGAUAUCCAUGAGAUGUUUGAACCUGAUCCUUAACCUGAUCCUGAUUCUGAUCCUGAUCCGGAUCCUGAUCCUAAACAUGAUCCUGAUCCUGAUCCUGACCCUGAUCCUGAUCCUGAUCUUGAUCCUGGUCCUAAUUAUCAAGAAAAAGAUCAUCAGAAAAAAAAGAAAUAGAUUCGAGAUUUCAAUUCAACAUUACUUUGCUAUCAAUUUACACCUGUCAGCACAUACAUACAUAAUGCAUAAAGUGAAAAAUGGCAGUUUUAUCGGGAGCUGUUUAAAAUAAAUUUUGCUUUCAAUAUUCAUAUCUCCACCUAACUGAAAGACAGAAACAACAGAAAAAUUAGAAAUCGAAAAUUCUCUUUAAAACUUUUGCAUCAAAGAUGACUUUAAAUCCUUAUGCUUAUUGAGACCUUCUGUACAUGUUCAACAUAAAAAACACUUCUGUAUUUUCAACAACAAAUUGUCAAUUGUUCAAAUGUUUUGAGUAAAA
Messenger RNA from Eurytemora carolleeae, 2370 nucleotides. RefSeq names its product vasohibin-2. The transcript has 12 exons. Gene Ontology annotation, cellular component: cytoplasm. The record is from RefSeq and is a predicted model, not a curated record. Lineage: Eukaryota; Metazoa; Arthropoda; Copepoda; Calanoida; Temoridae. Gene Ontology annotation, biological process: regulation of angiogenesis. Bases 806 to 1882 code for a protein of 358 amino acids.